GCGCUGCGGAAGGAUAUUUCACCUUGUUUACCCUGAAACCGGCUCAUUCAGUGAGAGAGUGAGUGGAGGUGGGGAGGGAAGAGACUGGGGGGGGGGGGGGCAGGGCGGGUUGGCAGGCUCGCUCUGUGAUUGAUGGUGCCUUGGCUCAAUGAGGAGGCGGCUCAGUGUGGGGUGGGCUUCUCCUCUGAGCCAGUCUGCCGUGCGGCGGCGGGGACUGUGCAGUCAGCCUUUGCGCUGGGGCACGGUGUAAAUGUGCUGCUGGAGCUGCUGACAUUGAGUAGUGAGGCAUAGCGCGAGCUAGAGAGAGAAUCCCAGCCACGUAAGUAGCUAUUAAUACAUGGUGGAGGGAUGAUGCCUUGCUGAAAGGGAUCGGCCCGGCCAUCCCUUUCUUCCCCCUUCUCCUGCCUCUAGGAAAUAUAUCAGAUCCCGGCAAUAUAUAUAUAUUUUUUUUUUGCGAGUGAUUGCAAUUUCUCUUCCCCCGCCCUGCACAUUCCCCGACCUUAGAGAAAGGAAACCACCAGGAUUUUUUCCCCCUGCAGUUUAUUUUGUUUUCUUUUGUGCGUGAAUUCUAUUAAAGCGCCUGGAGGCCCUGCGAGAAAACACACGGGGGGAAAAUAAACCAACAAAAAAACCCCUCGUGCAAUGGAUAUCUAAGACUCUUGAUCGUGUCCUUGAUUGCACUUUUUCUUUGAUUAAAACAACAACAAAAAUCUUGCGUUGCAUAAUUGUGUGGAUAUUUGUGCACAUUUGUUUUUGGUUUUGCAGUUCACUCUGUUGGGGGGAAAAAAAAUCCGAGGCAAACCGAAGUAUUUGUGCAGGUUUUUUUAUAGCUAUACUGUCUCUUUUGUCGGCUCUGCUGCUGCCGCUGACCGCUCUUUUAAGUUAAAUGCUCCCUCUAUUUUUUGGUGAAUUUCUGGAUAGCCCUUGCUAUCAGAGGAAAGGUUCAGACGCCAUCUACAGUUAAAACGUAGGCAACUUUCUUUUUUUCCCUUUCGCCUUGUAUUAAAAAGAGAGAAAGAGAAAGGACAAUCCAGUCCUUUAUGCAGCACGUUACUUAACCUUUUUGGGGUUGAGCGAAUAAAAAAUUUUAGUGGGCGUUUAGGACACCAGAGACUGAUACCGAAUCAGCCUCCCCCUUCCUUUUCCCCCCUCUUUGCUCUAUUUAUAUUGCAGCCUCCCUGCGAGGCUGCGUUCGAAAACCGAACGUUGCAGCUCUCCACGUUCUCAAAUUAGUUACUUUGUUGCUCUCUGAAAAAGACAAAACCCAACAGUCAAACGAGUCGGUUGCCGUACAAGAAACAAAAGGACCUCCGGCUAAAUCCUCUUUCUCUGAUCACACGGGUCUCAGCACGCUGCUCUGAAGCUGAUCCGCUUGCAAAACAAUCGCUUUGAUAUUAUUGUGGGUUAUUAUUUUUGGUACUAUUAAUCUACGUAACCCACCCCCUUUAAUAACAACAGAAAGGCAGCUGCAGCUGGACUGGCAAGUGACUGAUCUUCUUAACUCAGGGGUUUGGUAUAUAACUUUGGUUGGUUCUUUCAAUACCCAUGAACAUACAAAGGUCAACCCCUAUCACAAUAGCGCGAUAUGGGAGACCUCGGAAUAAAAACCAGGAUUUUGAAGAACUCUCGUCUAUAAGAUCUACCGAGCCAAGCCAGAGUUUUAGUCCGAACCUAGGCUCUCCGAGCCCGCCAGAGACUCCUAACUUGUCGCAUUGCGUUUCUUGCAUCGGGAAAUACUUAUUGUUGGAGCCUCUUGAGGGAGACCACGUUUUCCGAGCCGUGCAUUUGCACAGUGGAGAGGAGCUGGUUUGCAAGGUAUUUGACAUUGGUUGCUACCAAGAGUCAUUAGCACCGUGUUUUUGUUUACCUGCACACAACAGUAUCAACCAAAUUACUGAAAUAAUUCUUGGGGAGACAAAAGCAUACGUGUUCUUUGAAAGAGGCUAUGGGGAUAUGCAUUCUUUUGUUCGUACUUGCAAGAAGCUUAAAGAAGAAGAGGCAGCAAAACUGUUCUACCAAAUAGCUUCUGCUGUUUCGCACUGUCAUGAUGGUGGACUGGUUUUGCGGGAUCUCAAACUGCGAAAAUUUAUCUUUAAGGAUGAAGAAAGGACUAGAGUAAAACUGGAGAGUCUAGAAGAUGCAUAUAUUUUACGAGGAAAUGAUGACUCUCUUUCUGAUAAGCAUGGAUGCCCGGCCUACGUGAGUCCAGAGAUCUUGAACACAAAUGGCAGCUACUCUGGCAAGGCAGCAGAUGUAUGGAGUCUAGGUGUCAUGCUUUACACAAUGUUAGUUGGACGCUAUCCUUUCCAUGACAUUGAGCCUAGUUCUCUCUUCAGCAAGAUCCGUCGUGGGCAAUUUAACAUUCCAGAGACUCUCUCCCCCAAGGCAAAAUGCCUUAUACGUAGCAUACUGCGCCGGGAGCCAUCGGAACGGCUGACUUCACAGGAAAUUCUGGACCAUCCCUGGUUUUCUACAGAUUUUAAUGUCUCUAAUUCAGGAUAUGGUGCUAAGGAAGUAUCAGAUCAGCUGGUGCCUGAUGUCAACAUGGAAGAAGAUUUGGACCCAUUCUUUAACUGAGCACAAAGACUGGUGUUCAGAAGGUACAAUGACGAGAUAUCCACAUGAAGGAGUCCUUCCUGACCAUGUUAAAUCACAUCCUGCAUCAGCCUAGCUUGGUAGCGAAAGACACAAAAGAUUCCUUGGUUUGAGAAGGAAUCUCCACAAGGAGCUAAUAUAAACAAAUGUAGCAUGGGGACAGAUUUGGGGGGAGGGAGCCUUGCUAUCAGGUUAGAUUGAUUUGGAGGGGGGUGGGGAAGGCAGCAUGGAGCAAUUGUAGCUUCUCACCUUUUGGAGCCAAGGAGACUGACUGCACAUGCCAAUUCCAGUGCAGAUGUAUCACUCCUAUUUCUGUUUCAUUAAAAUAGUUGCAGUUCACAACAAGUAGAGAAACUUUUUGCCUCAACACGCAUCUUGGCAUCGCACUGUUAAAUGUUUAACUUCAGCCAUUAUUCAGGGAAAGUACAAUUGGCUAUUUUUUUUUUUUUUAAAUCUGAUGUCUAAUAAUUAAUGGGAUUCAUUUAAGAAAAAUUAGAUGCACAUAGACAUGAAAGUGGGUGCUAAAAAAAUAAACAAAAGUUCAGUUCAUGUCUCUUGAUAGCUAUUUUCAACUCAUAUUUCUUCUAAAUAUACUACUUAAUAUUCUUGUCAGGAAAUGACAUUUUAAUGCUUUGUUCCCUUAAGGGGAAGUAACUGUCAUUUAACAAGCUGUUCUGUUUUGUGUCAAAUGGUUUGUUGCAGGAAGCUAUUAUUACUCAAGCUUCCAGAUGCAUUACUGCUAUAAUAUUAAAAGAAGAAAAGAAAACCUAUGUUAUUUUUAAAAGGGUUUGAAAUACUGGCUGCCAUGUUUGCCAUGCUGCACGUAUGUGACUGUAGAGGGCAGAAAGCCCUUGCAUCAGUUCUAGAUUCAGAACCAACCUUUUGUUUAACUGACUGGCCCACAUGUAAAUAGAGGGCUCUUUAUUGAAGAAAAACAUUAACAUUUUUUCUUUUGAAUUUCUCUUGAGAUGGCAACUGUUUUUUUUCUUUGUUUUUUUGUGGAUUAUUUUGUUAUGCCCUGAAUAAGAAAUAAAAGGGUAUUAAUAAGCUGAACAUUAUUAUAAUAUGGAUACUUCUCCCAAAACAUAUGCAGUAAUAUGCACCUUUUGUAUUGUCAAGACUUACUCUAUUUAUUGAAGAAAAUGUCACAGUAGUGAUGUAUUAAGCCAGUACUUCAAUUACGGGUUGACUUGGGAUGACAUGUUACAUGCUGUAGUUAACACAUUUCUUUUCUGUUCAGGUAUUUCUGUCCCUGAAUAACUUUUUAUUUAGCUUUUUUUUUUUUCUAGAUAGCUUUAUUUGAUUUAGACUGGCAAAUGUUUUUAAUUACUGCUUUUAUAUUGCUGUAUGAUAUUGAAAUCUUUGCAUAAAUAUUUGUGUUUCCAGUACCUCAGUUGUUCUGAUAUUACUGCCUGUAUACGUUUUGUGAAGUGGUCAUGUUUUUUGGGUAGGUACAUGUGGACUCUGUAGUAUGUAAAUGUUACUUGAAUUUGUGCUCAAUUAUAGUAUGUGGCAUGUGCGUACAGCUGCUUGGCAUUUGACGUAUGGAUGCUAUUUGCCUGCCCUGCAGGGAAGUUACGGUCCCACUCUUGAGGAUGUUUCAUGGGCCUUUAUCAAAAGAUGAAGCUAGCUGCAGCUGACCUGCCUUGGUUCUAUUUUGGUAACUAAGAAUAUAAAGGGAGUAAUGUUUUUAUGCUCUGAAGAUGGUGCUGUGUCAAGAAGGACUUUUUUUUUUUUAAUUUUAAUUUUAUAAGUACCUUGUAGGAGGAAAGAUUGGUGAUGUGCAUGGUGGGGUUUUACUGCCUCUGGUGCUUUGUCAUGUAUUUGGUUUAAUGUUUUUGUCCUAAUCUCUUCAAUAAAUAAAAUUGUGCAUAUUUAACUAAACCACGGUUGUGAAGGAUUUUUUUUUAUAUGUUCCACGCUGCUGCAGCAGUCUUGGCCAUUUCUCAUCAUUUAGCUUAUAUAGUCUCCAAACUGCAGCUAAGUGCUCGUUAAACCUGUAAAGACAGGCCUCAAAUAGCUUAUCAGAGAACUCUUAAGUCUUCAGACAUAAAUGUCACACUGUUACUUCUGCGAAUGAAAUUAGUUUUCUUGAGGCCUGUUAGGAUGUCCGGAUAAGCCAGUUUUCUUUUUGGUGCACCUGAAUAGCUUCCAUUAAUGAGAGUUACGCUUCUCCAGUGAGACAGUGUAAUUUCUUUGCAGGAUGAAUGUGCUAUCUUGCUCCUCAAGUCCUGAGGGAAUGCAGAUGAUUACCAAAGUCCUACAUGUCAUGUUACCCCUAAAUUCCAUACCAGAGGUGCUAAAGCCAUGGCUGAGGAAACGACUUUCUUUGUUUGGGGCUUGAGUCUCAUACCCUUACUCAUGUUGAUCAGUACUUGACUCCUCAAAUGCUUCAGUUGAUCUCAGUGGAAGGUGCAUUUCAGGGUGUGUGAGUAAGGGUGUUGGAAUCUGAGCUUUUAUGUAAAAAAUAGUGCAGGGUUCUGAAAAAAGCAGGACUCGUUCUUUUCUGGGCAUGUCUACUAGUGUGAAGAGCCACUGCUAACCAUAAUUCACGCUUAGAGUAACACUUCAAAAUAAUGGUGCAUUCAGUGAAAAUCCACUCCUUGGUACAUAAUACAGCCAUUAAUAUCAUGUUGGCUAAUUCUGUACCAUGCUGGUUCAUCCUAGUUUAUUUUCUGGCACACAUCUAAUACGCUGGGUGGUGGUUGUUUGAGAAAUACAAAUUGAUCUUCGUAAUGCCAACCGACAAUGUCAUAUGUGGAAACUCUUGGAGAAAUUCGCUUUUAAAUGAUUCGUGCAUCUGCAGCCAGAGUUUAAAUUACUUGAAACUCUUUCAAAUCAAACUCCUACAAUAAAUGUGCUUUACAGGAAAAAGCAGAUUGUGAUCCCGCACAGAAAAGAUUUGGGGAAGUGUGUGUGUGAGGGGGGUUAUCUCUUCCCUUCCCCUUCCUCCCACCCAACACUCCCAUACGCACCCACCAACCUACCCCGAAACUUACGCAAACAGCUUCUGUUCUGUUUGGGUGGAAAUAGUUGGAUUUAAUUUUACAACAACCUGUAUGCUUUCUUUUUUGGUGCCAGUAAUUAUAUGAAAAAAAAUGUGGCUGACUAAUGACUGCUCAUUUGCAAUGAUUUAUAUUAAACAAUAAAGUAUGCUUGAUGCUGCUGUGAAGGAAGCCUUUGGCACUGGGCGUCAGUUUCUUUACGCAAUGGUGAUGGAAUGCCUUAUCCUUGUAGCCUGAGCUCUGAACUUUCAUGAACCGAGAGCUUAACCUUAGAGGGGUUGGUUUUCAAAUAGUUGAUCUUUGGCUUUUUUCAUUUUAAUCUUAUAGGUGCAUUUAGUGUUCCUGAAAGUAGUAGUAGUUAGGGAUCAAGCAUUGUGGAAUCUUCCCAAUGGCUUUGCUGAUACAGGUCAUGCCUGACUUGACUGCUAUCCCAGACUUGGUACACUCCUGAGCAAAGACUGCCAACCUUGUUCAGUGAAGUGUUGGUUCGUUAUAUGGGCAAGUGUCUAACGAAUUAGAAUGAAAAGCCUCGUUCACAAAUGAAAUCAUUCAUGAGGACACAACCCUACAGCAGGCUUUCAGAGACAAAAAGUUACCAGUAUUGCAGUAUUUACUGUGGUGGUUUUUAAUGCAGCACAACUUUUCUUGUGACUUUCUCAUCCCAGGGGACACAAACAACUUAGUCAUUCAUUCAGCACAGUUGUAUUAUGUAUGCUGAUCACAUUGAAAUAUGGAGGUGCACCAACUUUGUGAAUAAACAUAUUUAAAUUAUAAAUAGUCUCUUCGUGAAUAAAACCAUAAAACCUGUUACUUGUGCUUCCAAAAAAAAAUUCUCUUA
Messenger RNA from Chelonia mydas (Green sea turtle), 6438 nucleotides. It is a transcript of the gene TRIB2, whose product is annotated as tribbles pseudokinase 2. Gene Ontology annotation, biological process: regulation of MAP kinase activity; protein phosphorylation; positive regulation of proteasomal ubiquitin-dependent protein catabolic process. Gene Ontology annotation, cellular component: nucleus. The transcript is spliced from 3 exons. Lineage: Eukaryota; Metazoa; Chordata; Testudines; Cheloniidae. Gene Ontology annotation, molecular function: protein kinase activity; mitogen-activated protein kinase kinase binding; ATP binding. The record is from RefSeq and is a predicted model, not a curated record. The coding region runs from base 1546 to 2577 and encodes 343 amino acids.